This is a messenger RNA of Racocetra persica, 515 nucleotides long. The record is from the annotation of a GenBank genome assembly. Lineage: Eukaryota; Fungi; Glomeromycota; Glomeromycetes; Diversisporales; Gigasporaceae.
AACUUAUAAACAACUCAAAAAUUCUUGAUACAACUUUUAAUAUACCAGCCAAUCAAGUUCAACCAAUAUUCACCCAAUUUGCGCCUAAUCUUGAGUCAAUUCAAAAUGCUUUUAAAUAUAAUAAAAAGUCAUACUAUUUAAUUUGUUCUUUAAUAGAUAAUUAUAAAGUCAAGGGUACUGUUAUAUCAAAACAAUAUAGUGUUAUAGAUAUCCAAGAUUCUAAAGAACAAGCUGUGCUUCUUGGUGUUGUAUCUACUAUUGUACUGGUUCUUUUAACUAAAUAUCCAGAUUUUUUGGAAAUAGAUUCUACUGGCCAUCACAAUGGCCUAAAUUUUCCAAAUAUUGUUUUUAUGAUUAGAUUAAAUAAACUCUGUGGUCAAGUUGUAGCAAUAUUCAUAAAUGACAAGGAGACAAUACCAGUUGUCAAUCUUAUGUUUGAGCAAACUACUCUUAUAGAUACAAAGAAGCUUCAAGUUACUACUGGAAUUGCAAAUUUAGUCAUUGCAGAGACUAUU